AAAAAUGAGCAAGUUUGAAAAAUUCGAGGAUGACGAUGAGCAACAUGCUAGCGGAAAUAAUACCAAGUCUAUGUUUGAAGUGAAGGAACCCUCACCAGACUAUUCCAGAGAAUUUAGGAAUGAAACAUUAGAUGAGAAGUUCAGAAAUGAUCCAGUGAGAACAUGGCUCAAGAUGCUAUUUCCUCACUUUGAGCUGUUCUCGUUAACAACUCUAUAUAUCUUAAUUUUGAUUGUGGUGUUUAUUAUUCAGCUCUUAGUUUGGCUGACCAGUAGAUGGACUUGUGUUACAUAUCACAUGGGAGCUAAUUAUACUCCAGCUAUUCAUAGAUGGCAGAUCCACAGACUAGUAUUCCCCACUUUUGUUCAUAAUGACUUCCCUCAUCUAGGUUGGAAUGUCUUCGUAUUGUUUGCAGUCGGAAUGAAUGCUGAGCAUUAUCUUGGAACAGUUGGAUAUGUAGUAUUAAUAGCAGCAUCUGCUCUUCUCGGAAACAUCUUUACUGCUGGGUUCAGACAUAACUUAUGUAAUCAAUCAGUUGGAGCUUCAACAGUUAUAAUGGGAAUUAUUGGAUUUGAAUUCUUGUGGUUUGCUUUCAACUGGCACAAGAUGAGAAGCUCUAAAUGGCUUUAUGUUCUUUAUAUCUGCACUAUAUUCUUAACCACCGUUAUGGGAACAUGGGCUUCUGGCCACGUUGUUGAAUUCUGGGGGCAUCUUGGAGGAUUGAUAGCAGGAGUUUGAAUCACAUGAAUCUUCUUUACUGAACUUCAGAACAUUGACUUAGUCAGAGUUGCCAGGCCAGGAUUCUUUGUAUUUUUAGCAUUAGCAUUUUUCUUAGCAUUUAUGGUAAUGGUAUUUAGAGAUACAAGUUUAUGCUUUCCAAAUCUUUGCAAUAGCAAGUACUAUAAGAUUUUUGAAUAA
Moneuplotes crassus is the source of this 916-nucleotide messenger RNA. The record is from the annotation of a GenBank genome assembly. Lineage: Eukaryota; Ciliophora; Spirotrichea; Euplotida; Euplotidae.